GUCUGGUUUUUGUACUCGAGGUGUUUUCCAGCCAUUUUGAGCCGUCAAUGAGGAUAUUAUUGUUUGAUAAUUGCGAACCACUGAUGGCUUAGGCUGAAAGAGCUCGUCUGGCUUCUCUGAAAGGGACGUGAAACAUGUUCGACAUUCUUGUGUUUCAAUGGAGGGGCCAAGAAUGAAACAGGAGAAGGAAAAGCCUGGGAAAACAGUGAGGUUCAGGGUAGCGUCUGCCAACAGCGGCCGGGUCUUGGCGGAGGUGUUCAAGGAUGAGAGGGUCUGGUGCGGCUCGGUGUCCGACUCGGUGGACUCCGACGGCACCAGCAGCCCGGAGGCUGAGCAGGGCGGCCCGGUGCCCGCCAGCGAGGCCAACAGCCACCUGAACGGCCUGCAGGUGGAGGCCGCCGCUGCCGAGAACGGCUGCGAACCCGAUGACCUGCUUUUGUACGCCAGUGCCAAGAGGGAGAUGUUCUUCAGCAACAAGAGGAUCAACAUCUGCAGCAAGAACGGGACCAUACGAGGAGUGAGGAACAAAGUGAGCGCAGGCCAGGUGCUUUUCAACAACCUGUCCAACGUGUACACUGGUUCCCUUCGUCAUCAGAAAAGGAGACCCUGGGAAAAGCAGUAACCCGUGUGGAAUUUCACACGCUGUGGCCAACAGGGAGAAAAAACCCUGAGGCUGAAGAUUGUCCUGCAGUUUUCUCUACACCAGGAUUCUUCACUUAAUUUACAGGUUAAAAACAUAUUCCUUUUUUAUUUUGAAAGCUUUACAGUGCUGUAGUCUGUGCAUGUUCUGUUCUUCAGAGCCAUCUCUCUGAUACAAACAAUGCAGCAAAUAAUGCACAACAGUGUAGUUGUCAUCAUCUGAGACCGAACAGAUAAACUUUUCACACCUGCUGCUAAACUGUUUUCCAUCCAUUUGUCUCAAUAAAGGCAAUUCUACAUAACUCAAACAGCUGAACAGCUUGAGGAGAUACUUUAAAAGGGUUCUAAAAGGGUUUUUGUAUUAUUUUUUAAGAUGCACGUUUAAUUGUGACCCAAAUUUUCACAUGAUUUUGAUAUUUGGUGGGGUCUUUUCCAUGGUGUGAAGCUGAAUUAUGUGCAUAUGUGUGUUUUUUGUAAUCAUUUUGUAACUAGACUGAAUGUGAUUCUUACUAUGUCGAACACAUAAUUCACAUAUUCUGUAAAUGUUACUGAUACAGAACUUCAUCUGACUAAAGAGGCAGAUAUAAGGCUGCUUAUCGCUGAUGUAUUGCAGCUGAUUUCAUGCUUGAUAUGUGGGUUUGGAGACACUUAGUUCAAUACAUUUCACUUGUUGUAUAACAUUACCACUACAUUACAACUACAUUUUUGAAAGCAUCGUACCUCAGUACAGUUCUGAGGCACUGAAAUUUUACUUAAGCAUUUCUAUUUUAUGCUACUUUACACUUCUACUUCACCACAUUUUAGAGACAAAUAUUGCACUUUGUUCUCCACUACAUUCAUCUUGCAGCUUUAGUUCCUUUUUACACGAUGGAUAAUAUAAGAGGCUUUUAAAAUAAAACACAUUGUUGAAGAUUAAAGAGUGGUUUCCAACUUCUUUGGCUUCUUAAAUAAAGCAGCAUGUCGUCACGAUCACAUUUCAGAUGUCUAUGAGGUGAUUUUUUACUCUAAAGUGUCUAACAUGGCUUCAUUUCAAUAAAAGUUCAGAUGAUGAAAUAUGUCAACAAAAAUCAGUUAAUUUAGAAAAAGGCCAAAAACAAGAAAUAGGUUUUUCUAUCAUAUUUUUGUUUUAAAACAAUGUGACAAGUCCUUAUCUGCUGUCCUUCUAUAUAAAACUGCAUAUUAAGUAAAUGAAUGAGCUCCACCUGCAGCACUGAUGCUUCACUAUUAAUAUUCUAAUAAUGUCAUGUAUAAUAACAUGUCAGUCAGAGAGCAGUACUCCACCAAAGCUGCUCAGUCGUUGUAUCAUUUCCGACGGAUGGAAUCUUUAAUAAAAAAUGACCUUGUGAUGAGCACAGGUGUGUGUUCUGCAUGUGUACGUUAUGUACAGAUACUGAAUCAUGUGACCUAAAUAUGUAGCAGGAACUGAUGGGACUCAGAAACACCCCCACAAUUUAAUCAGUUGUUCCUUGAAUCAUUUCUCAUGGAUAAGUCCUGAUAAGUCCUCAGCAGUGGAUUUGUAGUUGGAUCAGAAUCAUGUGAUCGUCAGCAGGCAGCUGAUGUAGUGUUCAAUUGUUGACAUGGUUACAGUGACGCUGUGCCACUAUCUGGCAGUGAUACAGAAAUCUUUAACAAAUCCAGACUAUAAUCCGCAUCACUGCCAAAAUCUAAUCACUUGGUCCUUGUGUCAUUUCUGACCUUCCCUGAAAAUUUCAUCCAAAUCCAUUAGUCUGUUUUUGAGUAAUGUUGCUGACAGACAGACAGACAGACAGACAGACAGACACCGAUUGUCACAUAACUCUUUGACGGGGUAAUAAUCUGAUUUGAGUAAAUGCAUUCAUGAUGUUUUACAGUGUAGGAUACUGAUGUUAGUAUAUUAUAUGGAAUAAAUAGCAUGUUCUGAUAAUCAGCUAAAACAACAUGCAAAUAAAAUUAAUUUGCAUGUGAGUGUGAUAAGAAAAAGGCGAUGAGGAUGCAGAUUAAGUAACUGGCAUGAAUCAUGUUAUGUUAGUGAGCAACCUUUACCAGCUGGAAGAAUGAAAGUCAAAACUGUUUAUUUUUCUAUACUUACUGACUUCACAGCUCGAAUCACAAACUCACAAACAGAACAGCAUCUUCUCUGGGUCUUUAACACUCAGUCAACCAUCAGGUAGAGCUUCUAG
This is a messenger RNA of Acanthochromis polyacanthus (spiny chromis), 2798 nucleotides long. It is a transcript of the gene grxcr1b, whose product is annotated as glutaredoxin and cysteine rich domain containing 1 b. Lineage: Eukaryota; Metazoa; Chordata; Actinopteri; Pomacentridae. Gene Ontology annotation, biological process: sensory perception of sound. The transcript has 2 exons. The record is from RefSeq and is a predicted model, not a curated record. Bases 158 to 622 code for a protein of 154 amino acids.